GACACCAUCGACGUUUCUUUACGAAAACAAAUCGAAAAAUACAAGUAAAUGAACGGGAAGGGGAAAGAGGGGAGAGAUCUGCAAACAGAAUCUCUUGCUAGCUCUCUCUCUUCCCUCAAAUUCCUGACUCAAUUGACCACAAAAGCUUUAGGGCUAAUUUCUCUCUUGUCUGGAGCAUUCCAUCUGCCGGUUGUAGGAGGUUUUAUGGUGUAUUUUGGGCAUUAUAUGAUUUGAUUGGAUAAAUUAUCCAGAAUCGCUAGCUUCUUCCCUCUCUUCCCUUCUGCAACCUUAUUUCCGGCGUCGAGUUUCUUCACCGGACGACCACGCAGCUGCGAGAGGCGGAAACCUCGAUUUGAUCCUAACCGGUUGUGGUUACUUGAAGGAAAUCGGGCAGGAUUAGCUACUUCACAUGGCUUCGGCGCAGGUCCUGACCAAUUCCGCUACUUCUUCGCGCAAGCAGGGACAUCUUGAAGCAGGAAAGAAAAAGUUGGAAGAAUUUCGCAGAAGGAAGGCAGAAGGAAGGGCUAAGAAUGCUGGAUCUACCGUACAAUUGCAGUCAAUUGAUGGAGGAAGUAAUGAAAAAUUUUCUCAGAAUGAGGAAAAUGUGGUUGAUGGAACAAAUUCCAGUACGAGCACUGGUUUUUCUGGGUCCCAUACAACUCCAGUGCAAAAAGAAGCAUUCUCUUCUACUGAUAAACACGUAAUUUCCUCAAAUGAAAACACUCAGAUGAAUAAACCAUUUGAGAAGUCCAGUUACACGGGUUUCGUUAAUGGUUAUCAUGACCACUGGCAAGUGAGAAGUGAGCUUAGUGACAAUGAACAGUCCAAGUUUGAAACGACUUCUACUGCUACAUCAAACCAGUUAGCUGCUUUUGAUUCAGUUCGUACAAAUGUUAAUCCUGAAGAGAGUUCAGGAAGCUUGAGUCUCUACCCUGCUCCAUUAGAUGAAAGCAGGAAUUCUUCGGCUCAAGUGAGUUACCUAGAUACAUCUAAUACUACUGCUAAUUUACAGAAAGCUGAGGGUGCUUCUGCAGAAAACAGGUUGGGGCUUCCCAGCACCUUACUAAGUUCAUCUUCAACCUCCAAAGAUUCAGUACCUGUGUUGGGGGUUUAUAAUUCUGAUAGCUUUAACAAUAAAGGCCUUGUGGAUACUCAAGCUGGACGGAAGACAAUAUCUGAAUCCAUUAGCCAACGCCUUAACUUAGGAAGUGCAUCUUGGCAUUCAUCAGAAGCAUCUUUAACAGACUCCAGUCUACCAAUCAGAAGAUCACAGGAAGCUCAUUUAUCUUCUUCAACUACCUAUGGAGUCACUUCCAGUCGAUCUCGCCCAUCUUUUCUUGAUACUCUUGGUGUAUCUAGGGCCUCAUCAACAUCACAUGUGCCACUUUCUGAGCUUCAGAAAGCUAACUCACCUGUUUCAUUUAGUGAUUCAAUGGUCCAGAGUGCAGAUGUUUAUUUUCCUUCCCUUCAGCAGCCAUUUACUAAUGCAAGCAGUGUGCAACAAUUUCCGAAUUCCUCACCUUCAGUUUUGGUUGAUAAAAAUGCGAAUUCUUUUGCUUCAUCAAAUGACAUUCUAAUGCUGGAGACGAGCAGGGAAUAUCAACAGGGGGGGCAUGAGAUUUUGGUUCCAAAGAAAGAUGAUUUUUCAGCCCUUGAACAGCACAUUGAAGAUUUGACACAAGAGAAGUUUACGCUUCAAAGAGCUCUUGAUACAUCAAGAACAUUAGCAGACUCAUUGGCAGCUGAAAAUUCAUCUUUAACAGAAACUUAUAAUCAUCAGGCUAAAGUUGUCAGCGAAUUAAAAUCUGAGAUUGAAAGAUUACAGGAAGAAGUCAAGGAUCAAUUGUUGUUUUUAUGCACGCAGAGGGCAGUCGAGUCGCUUAAACUAGAGUAUUCCAAUGCACAAUUAGAAUGCAACGCUGCUGAUGAAAGAGCAAAAAUACUUGCUUCUGAAGUGAUUGGGUUGGAGGAGAAGGCGCUCAGGCUAAGGUCAAAUGAGCUUAAGAUGGAAAAGCAAUCGGAGAACUUGUCUUCUGAGAUUGCUUCCUACAAACGUAAGGUGUCCAUUUUAGAGAAAGAGCGACAGGAUUUUCAGUCUACAAUCAAUGCCAUGCAAGAAGAAAAAAAGCUCUUACAGGCCAAGCUGAGGAAAGCCUCUUCAAAUUCAAAAUUUGUUAAUGCUACAACGGUUUCCUCAAGCAGAAGAGAUAUGUCCACAUCUACAGAUGAUUUAGGUGAUGACAUUGACAGACAGACCAAGGAGGAAGAAAUACUGGCCAGCAAUACCAUGAGUGUGCGAAAUAACACAGCAUUGAAUGAUUUUGUGACAACGACCUCCUUUCUAACAGAUGGCAUGAGUGUUUAUCUUCCUGAUGUUUCUGUUGGAAUUCCCAGCGAUCAGCUUAGAAUGAUAGAUAACAUUAGUUCUCUAAUGUCUGAGUUGGCACAGGAAAAAGAGGAGUUGAUGCAAGAAUUGACAAUUGAGACCUCUAAUAGUUCAAAGUUGAAG
Messenger RNA from Dendrobium catenatum, 2509 nucleotides. RefSeq names its product protein BLISTER. Gene Ontology annotation, biological process: regulation of growth. The record is from RefSeq and is a predicted model, not a curated record. Lineage: Eukaryota; Viridiplantae; Streptophyta; Magnoliopsida; Asparagales; Orchidaceae.